Cordyceps fumosorosea ARSEF 2679 is the source of this 516-nucleotide messenger RNA. RefSeq names its product UPF0220 domain protein. The record is from RefSeq and is a predicted model, not a curated record. Bases 1 to 516 code for a protein of 171 amino acids. Gene Ontology annotation, biological process: protein targeting to vacuole; late endosome to vacuole transport via multivesicular body sorting pathway. NCBI's taxonomy places the organism in Eukaryota, Fungi, Ascomycota, Sordariomycetes, Hypocreales, Cordycipitaceae. The transcript has 3 exons. Gene Ontology annotation, cellular component: fungal-type vacuole membrane; Vps55/Vps68 complex.
AUGGAGGAGGACCGACUUUGGAAGUUCUCGAAGCCCGAGUGGCUCAACAGCAUCUGGGCUCGCAAUGCCGGCAUCUACGCGGCCGGAGGCUUGUUCUCCCUCGCCUUUUACACCAUGCUCGAUGCCGCCGUGUGGUCCAAGUCGGCCAGUAACGGAUCCAACAUCCACGUCAAGUUCGUCGACUGGCUGCCGCUCAUCUUCUCCUCGCUCGGCAUGCUCAUCAUCAACUCGGUCGAGAAGCAGCGCCUGAGUGCCGACUCGUUUAGUUACAGCGGCUCCGGCGUUGCUUGGAAGGCCCGGGUGGUGCUAUUCCUCGGGUUCGCGGCGUUGGCUGGCGGCAUGGCGGGCGGCGUCGCCGUCUUCGUUCUCAAGUACAUCGUACCGAGCGUCGGGUUCCCCGCGCUGGGCAUGGGCAUCGAGACGCUGGCUAGCAACGCCCUGGUAGGCUUCAGCUCCGUCGUGCUUUGGAUUACCCAGAAUAUGGAGGACGAGUACUCGUACAACCUGUCGCUCUGA